Molecule: messenger RNA, 6113 nt
Organism: Zootoca vivipara (common lizard)
Lineage: Eukaryota; Metazoa; Chordata; Lepidosauria; Squamata; Lacertidae
Gene: NMNAT1
Product: nicotinamide nucleotide adenylyltransferase 1
Biological process (GO): NAD+ biosynthetic process
Cellular component (GO): nucleus
Molecular function (GO): nicotinamide-nucleotide adenylyltransferase activity; nicotinate-nucleotide adenylyltransferase activity
Source: RefSeq, a predicted model, not a curated record
AGUUCGGUUCCGUCCCUAAAGCGUUGUCGCCCGGAAUCUGUCGGGGAAGAGUCGCCCUCCAAACUGCGUGCGGUGGCAUUGAGUCAGCCUUCCCUCUGCAUUUGUGGCUCCAGCCAAGUCAGAUGGAGAAUUCGGACGACAGGACCGAGGUGGUGCUCCUGGCCUGCGGGUCCUUCAACCCCAUCACCAACCAGCACCUCCGACUCUUUGAACUGGCAAGAGACCACCUGCAUGAAACAGGGAGAUACAAAGUGGUGAAAGGGAUCGUUUCACCUGUGGGUGAUGCGUACAAGAAGAAAGGCCUCAUCAGCGCUAAGCACCGGGUGACUAUGGCGAGGCUCGCAACGGAGAGCUCCGACUGGGUGGAAGUGGAUGACUGGGAGAGCAACCAAAAAGAGUGGCAAGAGACCAUCAAAGUCCUCAGGUAUCACCAGCAGAAACUGAAACGUUCAUGUCUUGCUAACAGCUUUGAUGAAGUAGCUCCUUUGAGCAAAACGGGGCGGAAGAGAAAACGGGAAUCGGGCAGGCAAGUCCCCGCCAGCCGGAAUCAACCCAUAACAAAAGGUGUCCCCCCUCGGCUGAAGUUGCUCUGUGGGACAGACAUCUUGGAGUCCUUUGCAGUCCCCAACCUCUGGAAAGCAGAAGACAUCGCAGAAAUCGUGGCCAACCACGGCAUGGUGUGCAUUAGCAGGGUGGGGAACGACGCCCAGAAAUUCAUCUAUGAAUCCGAGGUGCUAUGGAAGCACAAGGAGAGCAUCCACAUAGUGCAGGAGUGGAUUGUCAAUGACAUCUCUGCCACCAAGAUCCGGAGAGCCUUGCGGAGGGGCCAGAGCAUCCGAUACCUGGUGCCAGACGCAGUUCGAGCUUACAUCAAGCAGCACGACCUGUACACUGCAGAGAGCGAAGAUCAGAAUUCAGGAGUCAUCCUCGCUCCGUUUCAGAGAUACACGAGGGAGGCCAAAAAUAAUUGAAGGUGGCCGGGCUGGUCCAUAUGGGUAGGUGGGGCGCUGCCUGCCAGCUUCAGUCUUGAUUCCUCCAAGCUCCUCUUUGCUGUACACUCUUAGAGAGAGUUCCUGGCUAUCACAUUCCUCCUCUUUAGUCUCAGUGGUGCCCCUUGUAGAAGACAACAGCAAGGAGGGUGAAGGCAACAUUGGGGUGAGUUGACUCUGUCUGUCAUUGGCUCUGGCUCAGCCUAUCAUUGGCUCUGGCUCCACUCACCGCUGGGCUCCCUACCUUACGCCCCACCAGUCCCAAUUGGCAACCAGCUCCCACUGAAUUUGAACAGUCCAUCUUUAGAUGGGAAAGGGAGGGAGGGAGGGCUGGGGCAACCUUUGAGAGUUUUAUCAGCUUAGAGUUUUAUUAGUGUGUUUAUCAGCAUUGUCACAGUCCCCAAAGCCAUCCCCUUGCAUGCCAGGGACUGGGGUCUUAUGUAGAGUUGCCAGCUGACGUGUCAAAAUCACACACACACACUUUCUCAGCUUUUCUCAGCAUCUUCGUCGGUGGAAACCAGCAAGUGAUUUUUUUCAUAGCACAAUUGCCUGAGAGUGCCUGUGGGUUGAGCUGAUGUUGAGGGCACAGGAUCUGGCUGCUGGUCGAGAAGUUGCAAUUAUGUGAACCUGAAUCCGAAGCAUUGCAGAGUCUUCUACUUAUACACACAAACAACAGGCCUGAUUGUAAUGCACCAGCGCUUCUCUUCUUUAGGACAGGCCUGCAGAACUUUGUGCACUGAGGUUGGACAGAACCCUUCUGUUCUUUGCUGUCCCAGGCAGGCAGCAAGACUGGGAGGUUUCUUCAGCCCACCGUGAGCCAGUAUAUAUGACACACUGUGUAUCACCUUCAGCUGGGUGGACCAGGAGUUAUUCAGGCCUGUCCUGCUGUCCCCUUGAGCUGCUAAGCACCAUUAUGCAGCCUUUGGCCUCCCCCAGAGGUAAAGUCUGCAGAACAACUGUGACUAAAGGGUGGAAUGGACACACCCACUUCUGGUUGAAAUCUGGCAUCUUGGCAACAAGAGUUGAAUGCUUGCUUUAUUACUUUGAAUUUCAUUGAUUCUAAGAAUAUGUGAUUGACUACUCUUCCAGUGUGCAAACUGGUCAUAUAGCCCUUGUCCACUCUAAUGCUACCUAGAAUUUGAAGUGCCUUGCAGGUUCACCAGCUCCUACAUUCACAGAGUGGCCUUCUCCUCCUCUUGUUCGUUUUACCCCUGCACCUCCUUUCCCAACUGUGUUUUGCAGGUAACAAUGAUGACUAUGAACUGAAUGUAUCACACUGAACCUGGUGGUCAGAAUUACAUUUCCAGCAGUUUUAAUCCUAACCAUGGUUAGCUCAAACCAGAGUUUGAACACCCAGUUCCAACCUAGCUGCAGUCUCUGAAUUGCAGGUGGCUAUGGUAAGCUUUAAGAUCAAUGCACAGGUAACUAUGGCCAGCUCCCAAAGGAAACAGAUAAGGGAAUAUGCGCCCAACAGAGGAGGAAGAGCAGGAACCAAUAGGAGGUUUUCAGUCUCCUCUCCAGUUUUCCUCUACAUGAAUGCAUAUUGGAGAAUGCUUUUCACAGAAAGACUGCAUGCCUUUGAAUCUUUUAGCUCUGUUGGUUCAGAACCGCCAACAGAAAAGAAAAGAAAAAUCAACAAAGCUUUGGUCCUCUUAAACUUCCAAAAGAGAUUGCACCAGAUGCUGCAGCAUAUAUCACCGCCACCCUGAGGUGAUGUUAUUAAAUGAUACUGGGAUUUGCAUGAAGAAAGAAUAUAGAAUAUUAGUGAGUAAUUUAAUUUAGCAGGAGCAAGAAUGUUCCGUGUAAAAACAAGAGAAGAAGAAGAACAGGAAAAGGAAAAACUGUGACAACGUGUUAGCAACCUGCAAUUAUUGCAGUUCAGCAAAGCAAUCACAAGGCGAUAAUGCAUUUAUUGUAUGUUAUAUUUUGUAAGAUUGGGGAGAAUUAUCGCAUACUAGAGAAAGAACAACGCCCAAGAAAACCUACAAAGGUUACCAGUGUUGUUAUGUUUCACAUAAUGGGUGUAACAGAUGAGGAUUUGUCUUUAUUCAGUUACUGAAUGUUCUUGUAUAUAACAUACAUGCACACACAAAUACCCUUUUCAAUUUUUGGUGACUUUCUUGUUUACAAUUAUUAUUUUUUUAAAUGAAUAAUUAACAGGAACAGAACAGGGUCAAGAGUUUUUUGUUUACAGUCAACUUUCAUUGCGAAAUCGCACUUUGCCCUCCCCACAGCUGCACAACCAACCCUUUAAAAUCAUAAUGCUGUAGUUUGAGAGCGUUUGUGUGUGUGCCCCUGCACUUAACCUCUGCAACGCUAGAGAGGCGCUGUGCAUGAGCCAGGAGAUCAACAUGUGAUACUUUGAUAACUUCCUUACUCGACAAGUUUAGAAUAUUACAAUAAAAUCAGUAUGACAAAAUCAGUUCACAAGCUGAGCGUGUUCCUUUUGCACUGGGAUGGAGGACAUUUCUCUGCAGAGCCUUCUGGGCAAUUUUUCGGGGGCCGCAUGCCAGUGGUGGACAAAGUAACAAAUAUAAAUUUUACCUUUGUACAGGGGGCUAGUUUCUACGCCCACCCACACCAUGGCUUCUCCAUGCUCCCAUCAAGGCAAGGCAGGAGCAUGAUCAGAGCUGAAGGACAUAGUCCAGCCAGGCAGAAAUGCACGAGGAGGGGGCGAGGGAAGAACAAUGAGAGGCGUGGCCUGGGGGAAGGUGUGGCCUGUCAAUAAUCCCAAGGGGCAGAUAGGACUGGAGGGCUGCAUUUGACACCUGGAUCUAAGAAAAAAGCUUUUUCCCUUGUCAGAGAAACUCACCAAAUCAGCUCAGCCAAGCAAGACUAUGGGUUAUGUUUGGCUAAUGGAUAUUGCCACUUGAAUUUUCAACAAAUCCGAAGUAUAUAUUAGAGGGACGAAGAACCAUUUUUCAGCACAACCUCCCAUGGCCACGUUCCGGUGGUGCAUUGGGACAAAGGCAAAAGUGGGUGAAUCAUAGACUCAAGGGUCAUUUACUCCAAUCCCCUGCAAUGCAGGAAUCUCAACACUCAGUUCCCCUGUCCAAUUUGAAGCCACGCCAGACCAUGCUUAGCUCUGCAAAUGUGCUAGCAGUUUUAUUGCUACACUACUAGGAGAACUGAAUAGUGUUACCUUUGUACCGGAAGCUAGUUCCCAUAUGCACUGACAUCCCACACUCUACACACACACAUCUAGGCAUGCAAGAGGCACCACAGCCCAUAACGGGUGUAUGUGUAAGCGAGUGCACGGACUAUUUUGAUUAAAAAUCAAGUCUGUUCCCUUUUUAUUAUCCCAUGAGGUAGAGAACAAUGGUGCACGAAGGACAGGAAGGUGACUCUGGUAUUGCAAUCCCAGAUGGCCUCGUAACUUGGAGAGACUUGCGAGGACCAGAAAUGUGGUCAGAGUUCGAGGUCUUUGUUAUGACCGCAACCUACUUCUGCAGAGGUUGCUAAAUUGUUAAGGGCACCAGGGUGUUUGCCCACUCAAAAUAGUCUGAUUAACUUGAGUUUUAUGCGCCCCCAUUUAUAUAUAAAAAACUUUGGCUGAAGCGUUUUGCAGAGCAAAGGUAGCACAUGAGAGUUUCUUCAUCCUGUUAUCUGCUUCAUCUUAUCUAAACCUAAGAACAGCCAAGUUGCUGGAUCAGGCCAAAGGCAUGCUCUUUUCACAGUGGCCAGCCAUGUGCCUCUGGGAAUCCUGCAAGCAGCACUUGAGCGCAACAGUACUCUCUCCACAUGUGGGGCAUCUGCUUAUGUUCACAUUUAUAGUACACAAACUGUGCAAUGCACAGACUGAAGGGCCUCUGUCACUACCACUGGGUAGUUGCAGCUGUUCUUCCCAAUUAAAUGGGUCUUAGAUCCAGGUGAGACAUAAGUAAGUUACUUCUGCAUAUGGGGCACAAUCAGCUUGUGGAACUCACUGCCACAAGGUGUGGCGGCAGACCCUAACACUGCUCAGAAGUAGACCCACUGAAAUUGAUGACCAUGGCUAACAUAGGCCCAUUCAUUUCCAUUGGUAGGACCUGAUUGGAUACAACCUUAUUAGUCUUUAUGUGGAGCUUCCAUCUUGUGAGGCAGUCUACCUUUAAUUGUUAUUACUCUGUUAUUAAUCAGUACAUGGAUAGCUCCAUUGGUUAGAUCAUGGUGCCGAUAAUGCCAAAGUUGCAGGUUCAGUCCUUGUAAGGGACAGCUGCAUAUUUCUGCACUGCAGGAGGGGUUGGACUAGAUCAGGCAUCCCCAGACUUCAGGUCUCCAGAUGUUUUGGACUACAAUUCCCAUCAUCCCUGACCACUGGUCCUGUUAGCUAGGGAUCAUGGGAGUUGUAGGCCAAAACAUCUGGAGGGCUGCAGUUUGGGGAUGCCUGGACUAGAUGAUCCUCAGAAUCCCUUCCAUCUCUUACUGGAGGUUUUUUAAAAAGUUGGAAGGGAUUCUGAGGAUCAUCUAGUCCAGAUUUUUUUUUAAGUUGCUUUGCAUACAGUUCUGUAGCAGAGAAGGGAAACAGCAAAGGCCUCUUUUCUGGCCUCCCAUAAGCAUCUGACUGGCAACUGCUGGAAAGGAAAUCUUGGUUUAGACUAAGGCCUUCCAGAUUUUACUUUCUUGGGCUCCUUGAUCACUGCAGGUGGUGACAGCAGUCACGAAAUUAAAAGACGCCUGCUUCUUGGGAGAAAAGCAAUGACAAACCUAGACAGCAUCUUAAAAAGCAGAGACAUCACCUUGCCGACAAAAGUUAAAGCUAUGGUUUUCCCAGUAGUGAUGUAUGGAAGUGAGAGCCGGACCAUAAAGAAGGCUGAUCGCCGAAGAAUUGAUGCUUUUGAAUUAUGGUGCUGGAGGAGACUCUUGAGAGUCCCAUGGACUGCAAGAAGAUCAAACCUAUCCAUUCUUCAGGAAAUCAGCCCUGAGUGCUCACUGGAAGGACAGAUCGUGAAGCUGAGGCUCCAAUACUUUGGCCACCUCAUGAGAAUAGAAGACUCCCUGGAAAAGACCCUGAUGUUGGGAAAGAUGGAGGGCACUAGGAGAAGGGGACGACAGAGGACGAGAUGGUUGGACAGUGUUCUCAAAGCUACGAACAUGAGUUUGACCAAACUGCGGGAGCCAGUGGAACACAGGAGUGCCUGGCGU